Messenger RNA from Anguilla anguilla (European eel), 3100 nucleotides. RefSeq names its product innate immunity activator a (gene inavaa). Lineage: Eukaryota; Metazoa; Chordata; Actinopteri; Anguilliformes; Anguillidae. Bases 163 to 2061 code for a protein of 632 amino acids. Gene Ontology annotation, biological process: positive regulation of protein ubiquitination; adherens junction maintenance. The record is from RefSeq and is a predicted model, not a curated record. The transcript has 10 exons.
UGACGAGAAAGGACGAGCGUCUGCUGGCGUCAUAUGCUCUUAUGGAUUUAUUGAAAGAAUAUAUAUUAUCCCAUAUUUUUCCGUAUCUCUGAAGAAGCACAGCAAAAGACCUUCCUGAAACCAGGUGAUAACUUCCCUAAGCUUGGAGAGGAAAGCCCCCAGAUGAAAGACAUGGACAGCAAGGAGGAGAUCAGCGAUACAGACAGUGGCAUCAUACUGCAGUCUGGCCCGGACAGCCCCACCUCUCCCAUUAAGGACCUGACGACUCACACACGCGCCAUGAAGCUGAAGCACCAGGCGCUGGAGGACCGGCUGGAGCUGUGCCUGCUGGAGCUGAGGAAGCUGUGUGUGCGAGAAGCGGAGCUGACGGGACAGCUUUCGUCAGACUACCCGCUGCUGCCCGGAGAGAAGCCCCCGCGAAUCCGCCGGCGAAUCGGGGCUGCGUUCAAGCUCAGCGACGAGAGCAUCUGGCAGGACGGAGGGGACCCUGAGCUGCAGUCCGUGGAGGCGGAGCUGGCCCUGCAGCAGCAGAUCUAUGAAGCGGCCCGUAUGUUGGCCCUUGAGGAACACCUGAGCAAGCAGCAGAGGCGGAGCCGGCAGCAGCAGUGCAAACGGGAAGGGCGGAAGGUGAAGGAGCUGCAGGAGGCGGUGCUGCGGCUCAGGCUGCAGCAUGGAGGAGGCGCCACGCCUCCUCUGCAGCACACAGCCUCCCAGAGAGAUCCUGGAAUCUCUGAUGAUAGCUCCUUGUCUGACACCGUGGCACUCGAUGACGAUGUAGAGUCCACCCAGUCCUCUCUCCCAGCUUCAGAGACCCCCGUGAUCUCCAACCCCCAAAAACCCCCUGAGGACCCCCCCCAGCUCCUUCCUCCCAGCACCCAACUCGCCCCCUGUCAGACUCUGGUGGACCUGAGGUCCGGAGAGGACUAUGGCCUUGGAUUGGAGUGCUCGCCCAUCCAGAACUCCCCCUGGAAGGAGUCCAGCCUGGACCAGCCCUACCAAAACCCCAGGAAACCUCAGUCAGGCUGCAGCAGCCGGUCAAGUAGUCCGGCAAUGACCGCUGUGUCCACACCGGGGGAGCCCCAGUUGGGAGACGCCCCCAUCCCAUUCCCAUUGGCCAGCGUUAAGAGCCUGCCCCUGCACCACGCCCACUCGAACAGCGCCCCCUCCACCCCGGAGCUGCACACGCGCCGCCAGUACUCCCAGUCCUUCAGGCUUCCCAACAAGUCCUCUCAGGACUCUGAUCAGAGACGUGGGCGGGCCCAGUUGCCACGGCGACGGCUGACCGACUUCACCACAACCUCGCCCCAGUACUCGCCCCUGAGGUUGGGACAGAGAAACCCUGUGUACCUGUCCAGCUCCGAAGACAGCAACUCUGAACAAUCCCUGCCCUCGUACACCAGCUCACCCUGCCGCGAGGUCCCCGUCAAGGUGGCCAAGCCAUGCCCGCCUCCGUACGGCUACCACUUUUCCCAGCACAACAAAAAUGGCGGUGCCCACCACAGCAGGCCCCUGGCAUUCACCGGGCCUAGCUUCUACAGGGUCUCCCAGCACCAGUCCACGCCCAGCUUCUACAGGGUGUGUGCCGUGGAAGAGGGGAUUGGCUGCCCCCCUGAGAUUGACAUGGGACGGCUGUGCUUGGGCCCUCCCCUGGCACCCCCUCCCUUCUCCGGCCCCCCAGCCCGGCGUGAGCGCUGGUGUGAGGAGGCCCCCCCUCUGCUGCGGGUGCUCAGGCCCCCACCCCCCCAGAGCAGGCUGGCCCGUGCCCCCUCCCUCAGAGAGUACCCCCACCACCCCUCCCUGGGGCUGCCCCGUGAGCUGGUGUCCGAAGAGCUCAAGUCCUGGCACCAGCGCAGCCAGGUGUGCGGCCCACGACCCCGGUCCCUGGACCGCCAGGGCGCGUUUCGGCUGAGGAACGUGUCGGGACGGGACUCCCCUCUCUCGCAGCAGCACCACUUCCCCCAACAGCAGUUCCCCCAGAGGCGCGUUCUGCAGAGAGCUCCGGACGGGACCCCCGUGCAGUGGUACGUGGAGGAAGACUCGGAGAUCGUCAGCCAGGUGUAGCCUCGUUUCCACAAGCGUGAUCCUUCAGAGAUGAUCGUUUUUCAGACACGGAACGUCUCUGGGGUCGCUGGAAUUCAGCUUUAUCGCCAAAAAAAUUCUCCCCUGCCAUCACUUGCAGGAGAGUGCAGGUCCUCUGGUGCGGGUGUGCUCAUGACCUAGCUGAGGCCUCUGCUUCUGGCCCACACACUUCAUGUCUGAAAAAUCAGCAUUUCCUGAUAAAUCAGGGGAAAUCCCAUCCCUGAUUUCACUGAAAAUACGCUGGACACACACUACCCUGCAUAUAUAUAUAUAUUUAUUUAUUGAGCCAAUGGACUCUCUCUGGAGCUGUGUGAUGCAGGAUGAAGCCCUGGAUGCUGAACCUGAUGAGCGCAAGAGGAGAUCAGUGGGCCUGUGGCCCCAUGAAGUGCACCACUGCCCCCCACUAAAAAUACUGACUCUAUUAACUGCUUUGCUUGAGGCAAGCAAUGAACCAUAAUGUAAGGCAAUAUGCCUGUCUAUUUGCUGUAAAGGAGACACUGUAUUUAAAAAAUAAAUCAUGCUGAUCAUGAUGUUUUCUGUAGGGAACCCCAGAUUUAUUUUAUUACAUUUUUUUUAACUUUUAAAAACAAAAUUCUGUUUUGUUUUUGAAAAUUAAGAUUUUUUUAUUUAUAGUUAUUUUUUUGUUUGUGUGUCUGUGUAUUAUAUUAUGGACAUCUUAAAAUGAUAUGUAGUUAUUCUUUAUGGAAUUCCUAAAUCUAAAUUCCGUUUUUGGCCAGGUUUAGAGUUAAUGUUACAUUACAUUUAGUUCUAGUGCAGCAGCUUCAUUUUACCAUGAGGAAAUGAGACCGUUAGAUCCGAUCAUAUUGCUGUUCUAUCCUUAUCCAUCACACCUGUAACAUUCUUAAACAAAGUUCUCUCACUUUGCAAGCGCUCGUAUUUUCAUGCUAGAGGUAUGUCUUCUUAGUGUACACAACAUUGUAUAAUGUGUGGAUACUAACCAAAAUACAGUGUAUUGGCUGUAAGAUUUUGAUUAUUUAUAAUAAAAAAUGUUUUUAUUUGU